CUGCACUGCUCGUCCCCCACCUACCCCCCCCCCCUACUCCCCCUGGAUCUCUCUCUCCACCUCGCGGUUCCUGGUACCUCUGGUGCUAUAAACUCAACUUGAAUCUCACAUUCGCUCAUGUUGGCUAGUCUCUCACCUGUAACUUGCCAUGGUGUGAUGCAGCUGGUUGAUCGGUUGGGUUGUGUGUGCAUUCAUACCAUUAGGGGUUUUAUAAGAUCAGUGCAGUGCGUAUUAAGGGUUUGGUUUGAUCGUGGUUGGUAGUGGUCGUCUUUUCGCUCAGGUGGGAGGUUUGCAGGAGGUGUAGGAAAGGGGAGCUGGUGGUGAGAGUGAAGUUGAGGAUUAGCAGGAGGCAGAGGAGGAGGACGAGAAUGAGAUGAGCAGGAUGGGUAAUGAAUGCGCCCGGAGAAGGGACGAGGGAGAUGUGGGGUGAGAGAGAGAGAGAGAGAGAGGAGGGUGAUAGAGGAGGUGGUGCGUGGAUGAGGUGGUGAUGAAGUGCGAGGUGAGAGGGUGGUGCCGGGUAUGUGUUCAUGGCCGGGUUGGAAGAUGUUGGACAACGGCCCUCGAGCAACCCAGCUUCUGACGACGAGCAGAGUGGGAGCAGUGGGGGAGGGAGGAAACGAGGAAAGCAACCAGCUUUGAGUAAUCAGCUUGCAGUUCUGGAAUCGGCUCGGAAACCCCGAGGACGACCGCCGGGUUCGAAAAACAAGCCCAAGCCUCCCAUUAUUAUCACGCGAGAGAAUGGGCAGGCGAUGCGGCCUCACAUCCUGGAGAUUGCGGGCGGGUGCGACGUGGGUGACUCCGUGGCGUCGUUCUCCCGGCGACGCCAGCGAGGGGUUCAUGUGCUGGGCGCCAGUGGAAUCGUCUCGAAUGUUACGCUGCGCCAGCCCACGACGCCUGGUGCAACUGUCACGUUUCAUGGGCGAUUUGAGAUAAUCUCCCUCUCCGGCGCAUUUCUACCUCAUCUAACUUCACAGCCCACCACGGGGCUCACUGUGACUCUCGCUGGGGCUGCGGGACAAGUUCUUGGGGGGAGUGUAGUUGGCACACUCAUGGCAGCGGGACCUGUGCUCGUGAUUGCGGCGUCGUUCCUAGGCCCGACUUACGAACGGCUACCGCUAGACCCUGACGAUGAAGGUCCAAGUGGAGGGUUAAUAAUCGGAGGUGGAAGCUCCAACCAGCCCCCUCCGUUAGCUAUCCAGGCCCCAGGGCUGAAUUAUCCCGGGGGUUUGCAGUCGCUCUACAACAUUGUCACGGCACAGAACCCCAACCUGAGCAACCAGCAUCAACAAUUGUCCACACAGGACGUGUUGAGCCAGUGGGCACCUUCGGGGGGCGGAGGUGGAAGUGGCCAGCAGCAUGGUCAUAGUCAUCAUCAGCGCGGUCAGUACUCAUGAAGCUAGCUGCCAAAGUCACCAGACUUCUUUGCUAUUGCGGCAAGGGCGGACUGGGUCCCAUUAUACACUGGAAGUGACUCUCCACGCCCAAGUGCUGGCGGUGUUUCGUCGGAUAAGAGGCAGUUCUCUAACUCUUUUGUUGAGUUAAUAGCCAAUACUUAUGCACUCGGACGAUAACAAUUUGGUAGGCGAUUAAAUCAUCCGCUGCUCAGAGGCAUCACAGGAUUCUUUACCAUUACUAGUGCAAUAGAUCAACGAUGUGUUCCAUCGGAAUGAUUUGAGAUGCCACAAUUGACCUCCCGGAAACUAAGCCGUGACAGCUAGUUCCGUCGCUUACUCUGAUUCUCUUCAAUGCGUGCUAUUGUACUGGUGGUGAAGAGGUGCAUGAAGAGACUGCUCCUUUGGCUUGCGUGUAGGUCUAAUUUUUUGCUAGUCUGUGCAGGCACGGCUGUUAUCUUAGUCUUUUCAUUCAGAAAAAAAAAACACCAAACUUUAGCCGCACCCCUUUGUUGUUAAUUCAUACUGUGAGCAUUUUGAUAAAUUCUCUACCAUUUAUUCUUUCUAUCAGUUUUUCCGGGAUCAGCCUUGUCUGCUUCUCAAUUGUAGUGGACAGCGUGUCUUAGUGCAAUAUUUUCAGAACUUAAAUGUGACCAGGGGAGAGUUAAUUUGUUUCAGUGUUUCUUCUCUUUGUGGUCGUAGUUUUCAUCGGUCUUUGGCUCUCUGCCGUAGAUUUUGAGACGUAGAUAGCCGAACUACAUGUGCAGAUAACCGUUGGAAGUAUUUUAAGGUCCUGCUCCCAUUCAUUUCAAGGUUAACUCAGAAGUGUUGUAGGAUUGCCUGCCCGAGGCGUUAGUUCUUUCUAAGAGUGAGAGGUGUCGAAAAUUUUCCUAGAGCACUUCUUGUUUUCAUGGGAUCUGGGACCAGCUAGUUCGCCACUGUAUUCAUGUAAAUGGCAGGCAACUUAAUAUGAAAAGACGAUUUAAUGGA
Physcomitrium patens is the source of this 2381-nucleotide messenger RNA. Its product is annotated as AT-hook motif nuclear-localized protein 16. Lineage: Eukaryota; Viridiplantae; Streptophyta; Bryopsida; Funariales; Funariaceae. Gene Ontology annotation, cellular component: nucleus. The record is from RefSeq and is a predicted model, not a curated record. Gene Ontology annotation, molecular function: minor groove of adenine-thymine-rich DNA binding; DNA-binding transcription factor activity.